AUGGACCUGUGCAAGCCGGCAACAACCUGUGGGACACGGGGACGGGCCCUGUGCAAAUGCACGACGACCCCAGGGGUCUCGGGUUGGUGCCACCUGUGUGGCCGCAAGACGCCGAAGACCCCCCGGCUCUGCGCCAUCAUCCACUACCUGGUCCGUGGGCAACUGGGCUGGUUGGGGCUGACCAUCGCCUGCGUGGUGCCCGGCUACACGGCUCAGCUCCUCAGCAUCCUCUGGUUCAGGGCGGACGGCCACCCACUCAACUCCUGGCUCCUGGUGCUCCAUCUCCUGCAGCUGGGCCUCUGGAAGCGGUACUGGGAUGUUUUGCGGUUGGCGGCAAAGACGGGUGGCAGUGCCCGUGCCGGGCAGGGGCUGGCGCAGCACGGGGAUGUGUGUGUGCUGCGGCUCCUGGAAGCCCUGCUGCAGAGCCUCCCUCCCCUCCUGCUGCAGGCCUACGUCGUCGUGGCCGUCGAGCCAGCGGGCUUCGUCCCCGGUGUCAGCGCUGGGCUGUCCCUGCUCUCCCUCGCCUGGGCUUUGGUCUCCUACACCCGUUUCACCUGCCUGCUGAAACCUGGUCACCUCUGCCCGCCAGCCGCGGCCAUCCUCUGCCUGCUUCUCUGGAGGACAGGGAUGCUGGGGACCAGGGUCCUGGCCCUGGUGCUCUUUGCCAGGCUGUACUCCUUCUGGGUUUUCGCUGUGGCAGGUGUCCACUGGCUGCUCAUGGCCUUCUGGCUGGUGGCCCAGCAGACGGACAUCGUGGCCCAGCCCUGCCGCUGGAGGCUCUUCAAUUGCCUGGUGGGAGCCAUGUACAUCUUCUGCUACAUUAAUGUCCGUCCUGGUCCCUCCAAGCACAGGGUGGCCGUGUUUUAUGCAAUAAUGCUGAUGGAAAACACCCUCCUGCUGCUGCUGGCCACCCAGUUCCUGCAGGCAGAGCUGAGGAGCAGCCUGUGCGUGACCGGGGCCGUCAUGUCGGGGUACGUAAUAGGUGCCGCAGCUUUGGUGGUUUAUUACAGCCUGCUCCAUCCCAAGUCCACGGAGAUCUGGCAGGGCUUCCUGGAGACAACCUGCAGCGCUGUGGCUGCAGGUGAUGACAAGGUUGCUGGAGAUGGCUCCCAAGCAGGGCAAAGCUUGGGAAUUUCGGGAUACAGCAGGUCCUUGGCAGGGGAAGGGACCACAGCAGAUCUCAAAACCAGAAACAGCUCAUCGCUCCUGCAAUUUGGAAGGUGUUUGGAGGACGGCUGGAGGAACCAUCACCACUGGUUGCUGGUCAAGCUGGCCUUGAAGACAGGAGAUGUGUCUAUAGUCAACGCAGCUUUUGGAGGUGGUGGCUUUGGAGAGGUUUACCCUGGAGGAUGGGUGAUGGAGAAACCCACUGGCAUUGAGCCUGGGGCACAACUUUCCCUCCCCACAAGGGAAAUCGGUCCUCAGGGUCUUGAAUCUGGUCUGAGUGAUGAGACAUUGCAGGCGGUGGGGAACGGAGGAGGCGGCAAACCCAGCGCCGGCAUUGCGAGAACGGCACGGGAGGACGGAGCGGGGCAGGAUCCUGGUUUUCACUCAGCCCUAUCCUUUCCCAGCACCUUCUCCCCAAAUCCGGCCGAGGGCUCCUCUAUAUAUUUCAGCGCGAGCACUGGAGGCAUCACCUCACCUGGCGUGGGGACAGCCACAGCUACGCACGUGGCCCUGGUUCCAAGGGACAACGAAGUCCAUCCCCCUGGCUGCCUGGGAGGAGGAGGAGGAGGGGAUUUAUCCCAUGGGAUGGUGAGCAUCAGCCCAAUCCUGGGCAUUUGUGCCCACAAGCAUCUGCAGAGCAGCUCUUCCCUUGGCAGCAUGAGCGGCUGUGGGGUGGUGGAUCCCCCCAGAGAGGUCUCAGAGCCCGUGGGACCGGAGGGUGCCCUCGUGGGGUGGCGUCACCCUCUGGACACCCACCCUUGUGGCACAGAAGGGACUGUCAGGAGCAAGCUGAGGCCACCAUGCUUCACCUCCACCCCCAAGGCCGACCCUAGAUGCCCACAGCAGGGACUGGGGGAGCUGGGAGAGGGGACGGACCUGUCUGGGUUGCUGGAGUGA
This is a messenger RNA of Charadrius vociferus (killdeer), 2064 nucleotides long. RefSeq names its product XK, Kell blood group complex subunit-related family, member 5 (gene XKR5). Gene Ontology annotation, biological process: apoptotic process involved in development; engulfment of apoptotic cell; phosphatidylserine exposure on apoptotic cell surface. The coding region runs from base 1 to 2064 and encodes 687 amino acids. The record is from RefSeq and is a predicted model, not a curated record. The transcript is spliced from 7 exons. Lineage: Eukaryota; Metazoa; Chordata; Aves; Charadriiformes; Charadriidae. Gene Ontology annotation, cellular component: plasma membrane.